Molecule: messenger RNA, 1312 nt
Organism: Vigna radiata var. radiata (mung bean)
Lineage: Eukaryota; Viridiplantae; Streptophyta; Magnoliopsida; Fabales; Fabaceae
Product: NADPH-dependent alkenal/one oxidoreductase, chloroplastic
Exons: 4
Coding region: 65-1231 (388 amino acids)
Molecular function (GO): oxidoreductase activity, acting on the CH-CH group of donors, NAD or NADP as acceptor; zinc ion binding
Source: RefSeq, a predicted model, not a curated record
CGAUAUAACCGAACCAAAGGGUAGUUGGUUGAAUCAGAGAUAAGCGUGAAGUGAUAAGCAAAACAUGUCUCUCUGUGCUUCAUUCUCCACCACAACUUCUCGCCUCACUUCCCUUCCUUCUUCACUCUCUUCAAGUUCUCCGCUUUCUCUCAGAUUUUCCUUCACUUUCCGGGAAAACAGAAUCCCAGUUAAAUCUCUGAAGGACCCGUUUGCAGAAAGAUCCGGAAGAGUGUUCGUAAAGGCUCAGGCUACUGCACCUGCUUCUUCUGAGGCUGUGAAACUCACACCUGUGCCUUCUGAGAUGAAGGCAUGGGUGUAUGGGGAAUAUGGAGGUGUGGAUGUUUUGAAGCUGGACUCCAAUGUUGCUGUGCCUGAUGUGAAAGAGGAUCAGGUCCUUGUCAAAGUUGCUGCUGCUGCUCUUAACCCUGUUGAUGCCAAGAGAAGACAGGGAAAGUUUAAGGCCACCGAUUCUCCUCUUCCGACUGUUCCGGGCUAUGAUGUUGCGGGAGUGGUGGUGAAGGUUGGUAGUGAAGUGAAGGACUUUAAGGUGGGUGAUGAAGUGUAUGGAAAUGUAAAUGAGAAAGCUUUAGAAGGGCCAAAGCAAUUCGGGUCUUUGGCUGAGUACACAGCUGUUGAAGAGAAACUAUUGGCAGCAAAACCUAAAAACUUUGACUUUGCUCAGGCUGCUGCUCUUCCUCUAGCAAUUGAAACUGCUUAUGAGGGUUUGGAGAGGACUGGAUUUUCUCCUGGUAAAUCUAUUCUUGUACUAAAUGGUUCUGGAGGAGUUGGAAGCCUAGUCAUUCAGCUAGCUAAGCAAGUCUUUGGAGCUUCGAGAGUGGCUGCCACUUCAAGCACUAGAAAUUUGGAGCUAUUGAAAAGCUUGGGAGCUGAUUUGGCUAUUGACUACACAAAAGAAAACUUUGAAGAUUUGUCAGAAAAAUUUGAUGUGGUCUUUGAUGCCAUUGGGCAAUGUGAGAGGGCAGUGAAGGUUGUGAAAGAAGGUGGCAGUGUGGUGGCACUGACAGGUGGUGUUACUCCACCUGGUUUCAGAUUUGUGGUUACUUCGAAUGGAGGUGUUCUUAAGAAACUAAACCCUUACUUAGAAAGUGGAAAGGUGAAGGCAAUUGUAGACCCCAAAGGUCCAUUCUCCUUUGCUCAGCUUGCUGAAGCUUUCUCUUAUCUAGAAACCAAUCGAGCCACUGGAAAGGUUGUUAUACACCCCAUCCCCUGAAUCAGACAAAAGGGAUAGACAAUUUUGCUAUGUCCAGUAACUUCAUAUUCUAUACUAAUCACUUCUUUUUUUCUUUAUGAA